UUCAGAACUCAGAAAUGGCGGGAAUGUAGCAGGGGAAACCCUAGAUUGCUUCCGUUCUUCUCUCCGUCUAGAGAUUCAUCUUCCAACCUUUGAAUCGAAUUGAAACCAGAAAAAAUGGAUGACCCAUUUGCCGAAAUCAAGCACGACUGUGAGUAUUCAUCUUCUCAAGAAGAACGCCUUCGCCACGGUAGGUUUUGCGGUGAAUCGGUAGCUGAUCCUGAAGUUCCUUCCAGUGACAAUUCAACCCAAAUAGAAGGAAUCCCGGUGGAUUCCACCGGAAUCAUGAUGUGCUCUCCACCGGAAACACCAAAAAGUCAAUCGGACGAGUUUCUAACGCCGCCGGAAGAAAAUCUUCUGAUGAGCUCAGAGGAACAGACGAUGAAUCUUGCGGUCAGAGGAGCUGAGGAUCAUCACAAAAAGCUUAAAGCCAAAGGUGAUGUUUCUACUGACCAUGUUGGAACCGUUGAUUUGGGUAAAAAUAGUAAUCCUCGGUUUUCACUGGAAAAAUCUCCAACAGAGAAGGGUAAGGAGGUUUUACGAUUGUCAGGGGAGUCUUCAUCUGAAAGGCAGGGAAUUACAGGGGUAAUUUUGGGUGGGGCUGUAGCUCCUGCUUGUGGAGCUCGUGUAGACAAUGUUGCAGGAAGAUCCGAUGACUCUGCUGCUUUGGGGGGAAAUUUAGGGCUUUUGAAGCAAAAAUUUGAGACUGCUAGUCUGCAAUCUAGAGGAGUUGGUGGUGAUAUUCCUGUUAACAAGGAAUCUGCUGGUAAAGGGUUUAAGGAGAAUGCAACUAAGACGGUUGCACCAUUGAAAGCAACUGGUAAGGACCCAGAGUUUGGUGUACACAAGGAAAAAGAAGUACGAAGCAAUGGCGAGGGUGGUUCAAGUAAGAAGAUCUCCCAGGGCCGGUCAAAUGCAUCCAAGGAUGUGAAGGGACGGCGUGAACUGCCUGCUUCGAUUCGUGGGCUAAUGCAGAAUGCAGCUAAGCGUUUGCUUCCUGACAGCGCUCCUUCAGAAAAUCAAUCUUUCGAGUCUCUUAUGGAUACACUGGUUACACUUUCUGGAGAAAAGAAUGCAACCAGUGAUCCGGGAAACAUUGACAUUUUGGAAACGGUUGAACGGCGGGGCAUGAUAUUCCCUCGGCCUCGAUGGCGGCAAAAGUAACGGUUUGAAAGACAAACGAGAAAGAAUUUUAUAUGAAAUG
Molecule: messenger RNA, 1201 nt
Organism: Telopea speciosissima
Lineage: Eukaryota; Viridiplantae; Streptophyta; Magnoliopsida; Proteales; Proteaceae
Exons: 2
Coding region: 115-1161 (348 amino acids)
Source: RefSeq, a predicted model, not a curated record